AUGUGCGGUUUCAGCGCAGCGAUACCGGAUCGAGGCGAUGACCGAUUGUACAUCGGUGCCCCCGGUGCAUAUUAUUGGCAGGGAACGAUAUUUGCUCAAAGUGUUCGCAAUAAACUAGACAGGCCGAACACACAUGAUGGGCCAGCGCAUCAUGACAAUUACAAUCUUGGAUAUUCAAUAGCAGUAGGUGAUUUUGAUGGUGAUGGUUUGGAUGACGUUGUUGCUGGAGUACCACGUGGCAAUGAUCUUGUUGGAGCUGUAAGUGUUUAUAUCUUGGAGCUGUUGGAGUUUUUUUUUUUUUUAUAA
This is a messenger RNA of Gongylonema pulchrum, 306 nucleotides long. The record is from the annotation of a GenBank genome assembly. NCBI's taxonomy places the organism in Eukaryota, Metazoa, Nematoda, Chromadorea, Rhabditida, Gongylonematidae.